This is a messenger RNA of Orbicella faveolata, 2510 nucleotides long. Its product is annotated as RILP-like protein 1. Gene Ontology annotation, molecular function: dynein light intermediate chain binding; protein dimerization activity; small GTPase binding. Gene Ontology annotation, cellular component: ciliary basal body; cytoplasm. The record is from RefSeq and is a predicted model, not a curated record. NCBI's taxonomy places the organism in Eukaryota, Metazoa, Cnidaria, Anthozoa, Scleractinia, Merulinidae. Gene Ontology annotation, biological process: cilium assembly.
GGUUCGGUACAAGGAGAGUGUACACACGUAUGUUUCCCAGAUCCCUAGUUAUUUUUGUACGGAAGUCGUUAUUCAUCUAAGGUUCUUUUAACGAGAAUUUUUUGGUUACACCGUUAUCAAGCCUUGUCCGUGAAACUGCUAAUUAAUCAACGCUUUUGACAGCGUUCUUGUAAUCAAUUGCGACAUCUUUAACCCGCGCGAUCCAGAGAAAGGUACUUUCAAGAGUUGGUCUUCGUGUUGUGAUCACAUCAUGGCUGCCGAUCUCACGACUGCCGAUGUCUACGAAGAUGCUUCUCUCAUUGGGCAAGAUAUUGAGAAAAUUAUCGAACGUUUUGGACACGACGCAAUGAUGGAUUUGAUGCCUAAGAUCAUUCGUGUGCUCGAGAAACUUGAGAUCGUUGUCGGUGAAAGAGAAAAGGACAAACUCGAGAUCGCUGAACUGAAACUAGAAAAUGAAAGGCUCUACUUGGACAUUAAGCGAGAGGCAAGUCAGCGUAGGAAACUAGACGAGGAGCUGUAUCAGCUGUCCUCAACAGGGGAAACAGACAAUCUUAAAACCAUGUUAAUAAAGUUACAAGAGGAAAACAAAAAACUGAGAAUGCAGUUUGAAGUAACGGCUAGUACUCAACCAGCUACGGCUUAUAUAAGCGCGCCAGGUGAUGCUGAGUUGAUGCGCAAGAUGAAGGAGACAAUUGAUAAUCAAAGGGACACCAUAAGAAGUAAAAACAUGGAGAUCGAUAGCUUAAGAAAUGACCUGCAAGCGAUGGAAGAGCAAAUUGAACGGCUGACCACCAUCAAUGAGAGUGUUCGAAAAACCCUGGGAGCCAGCAAGACACGAAUACACACUCUAGCCCAAGAAAAGGCGGAGUUGCAAACAGAACUGCGCGCACUCAGACAUAAAGAUGACACACCGCUGCAAAGCGACGAGAGUGGUGCUGAGGAUAUAGAGGGAUUUAUGGAUUCCUUCAGUGAAGAACAUGACGCUAAAGAAGAGGAAGGAGAGGGAGUUGACGAGGAAACAGUUCAAAAUUCUGAAGGAAAUACUGAAGACGUCGCACCUUUAAGCAAUGGCAAGCCUCCGCCAAAACCACCACGACUACAACUUGAAAGGGAAGAAAAUGCGGACGUUUUGAACAAUAAUGAAAAUAAUGUCGGAAAUAACAAGGCGAAUGUAAUAGAGGGUGGGAAAGAAAACGAAAUGAUGGUAGGGCAGAAUGGAAACGAUGAGGAAGAGGAAAACAGAGGUGACUGGGAAAUUGUUGGUCGGACAACGAAAACGGGGUACAACAGUGAAAAAUCGCACGAGGAAAGAAAAGAAAGACGCGCAGAAAAUCAACGACAGGGACGAGCAGACGGCAAGGAAAAUAAAGAUCCAAACCGGCCUCGAUAUACCAAGGCAGAGAUGCUGGAGAUUUUAACUGAAAGAAACAACUUGAAGGAAAAAGUAUUCGCUUUACAAGACGAGCUCAGAAUUUACAAACCCGGGUAUGCUGAAGAGGACGAAUAUGGUCAUCCAGCAAGAAAAAUGUCUUCACCCAGAGUGACACCAAGGAAAGAAGAAUCCGGGAUUUCAAGAAUUUUCAGCAUAUUCACUCGGAAAGGAGACCAUUGAUUCUUCAAUCGAAGUUGACAACCAGAUUUUGACAGGAGUAUGAGUGUGUUAAAGACGAAACCUUGGAGCAUUAAAGGAUUUCGUCCCGUAAGGAGUAUAAAGAAAAUUGUUUGCAUGCAUUGGACGACCUGUUGCUGUUGAAGGUGUCGGACAAGACGGACAGUGGUCUCCAAUUAUUUUUCUUAAAUCAAUGUUGUACGUCUAAACACGAACACGCUCCAAAGGCUGUACGAAGUAACGUCGUUACUUUCGUUACUUAGAAACGCGCUGACCCAAAAACGAUAUAGCGGGCCCUCGCCCUCCCUAAAAAUAAACGACUGCAGUUGGUUCGCGAUUUCAAGGCUGAAUAUUCGAUUAUAUAACCCUCUAACCAAGUUUACAUUCUUGGCUUGUUCAGUAUUUUUCAACAAAGUGGGACAGGCAUUAGAUAGCUCGCUGUUGAUUCGUACUGAGAGCAACGUUUGUUUUUGGCAGAUCCUCUUUAAAGCGCCCGAAGUUCAAGUAUCCAAUCAAAAUGUAAUACGACCGCUCUGUCAGCUCGUCUCCUUAAGAAAACUUGAUGGAUCAGUUUCGAACCAGUUCUCGUAGAAACAGAAAUCUGACGGAAAUAAUCACAAAUUUACUGAGAUAAGCUUAUGUACGGUUUCAAGGAACAUUUGCAACUGAUUAAUUAUUCAAUUGGUUAUAGAUUUUGCGAUGAAGAUAAUAUUUUAUUAAACUUGAUGAUUUUUACAAUAAACGAAUAUAGUUUUAUACAACUGAGAGAAGUUCUAAUUGUUGUAAGGACGAUAUUUUGGUAGACCUACAAAUCCCUUUUGCAGUUGUGCACGAAUUGUCGAUAAUUUUUUUAGAUUUGUGUCAAAACGUAAGUUCGUAGUAAAAGUAUUGGGCAAAAUAA